CAGACUACGCUGUUCCUGCAGCUCCGUGGGGUUCCUCUCAGGUUGGGAAGCUAGAACACGAUCAAGAUGUCAGCCAGAGGAGGGAAGAAGAAGGCCACCAAGAUGUCCCGCUCAGCCAGGGCGGGGGUCAUCUUCCCUGUGGGGAGGAUGAUGAGGUACCUGCGCAUCGGCACACACAAAUACCGCAUCGGCAUGGGGGCUCCGGUGUACAUGGCCGCGGUCAUCGAGUACCUGGCAGCUGAGAUCUUGGAGCUGGCUGGAAACGCAGCACGGGACAACAAGAAAGGCAGAAUAACUCCCCGGCACAUAAAGCUGGCUGUGGCCAACGACGAGGAGCUCAACCAGCUUCUGCGGGGGGUGACCAUAUCAAGCGGAGGGGUUCUGCCUCGCAUCCACCCAGAGCUGCUCUCCAAGAAGAGGGGGGGCCGGGUGAGGGUGGACAGCCAGGCGUCCGUCCCUGAGAAGCAGGAAGAACGCCCAAAGAGCAAGAAACCCGUCAAACCCCUCAAAAAGGUUAAAGGCAAACGAGGCCGCAAGCCAAAGAGCACAGAGAACGAGUCUGUACCAAACUCCACGGUGGAGGACGGUCCUGGAGACGGGUUCACCAUCCUGUCAGCAAAGAGCCUGUUCCUGGGACAGAAGCUGUCACUCACAGAGAGUGAAAUCAGUAAAAUCGGAACAAUCAAAGUGGAGGGGAUAAUCAACCCGACAAACGCAGAGAUGGACAUGAAAGACGGAGUGGGCACCGCCCUGGAGAAGGCUGGGGGCCGAGAGUUCCUGGACGGGGUCAAGGAGCUGCGCAAGGGACACGGGCCCCUGGAGGUGGCUUCAGUGGCAGUGGGCCAGGCCACUGGGAUGGCAGCCCGCUUCAUCAUCCACUGUAACGUCCCUCAGUGGGGCUCCGACAAGUGUGAGGACCAGCUGGAGAAGACGGUGAAGAACUGUCUGUCUGCGGCCGAGGACAAGAAGCUCAAGUCUGUGGCCUUCCCCUCACUUCCUGCUGGACGGAACGGAUUCCCAAAACAAACGGCCGCCCAGCUCAUCCUCAAGGCCAUCUCCAACCAUUUUGUGUCGUCCACCAGCUCCUCUCUGAAAAACAUUUACUUUGUUCUGUUUGACAGCGAGAGCAUCGGAAUAUAUCUUCAGGAAAUGGCCAAGCUGGACGCCAAGUGAGGACGCUGGUUGUGGUUUGUUUUCUAACUGUUGUUUGUUGCAGGUUUAGAGAGGACAGACGGAGUUUGAUGUGGGGUCUGUCUUGGUUAAAGAGGAAAAAAAACAUAAGUGUGAGUGGAGUGCUGUUCCCUUUCGUUCCAGUGUCCCUUCAACAGAUCACUUUCUUUAUAGAUUAGAUCAUAAGUCCGUACAGUUUUCCAUGAUGGUUCCUUGUUUACUAAUGUUUUUACUUUCUAUGUACAAAUAUAACAGUUUUCCUGGCCUCUGUAGUUUCUGAUACAGUUAGUUUACUAAAAAAACUGUGGUUCUCAUUCUGCUUUGAAAUAAAACUCAGAUGUUUUACACCAA
Trematomus bernacchii (emerald rockcod) is the source of this 1521-nucleotide messenger RNA. RefSeq names its product core histone macro-H2A.2. Gene Ontology annotation, molecular function: protein heterodimerization activity; structural constituent of chromatin; DNA binding. Gene Ontology annotation, biological process: nucleosome assembly. The record is from RefSeq and is a predicted model, not a curated record. Gene Ontology annotation, cellular component: nucleosome. Lineage: Eukaryota; Metazoa; Chordata; Actinopteri; Perciformes; Nototheniidae.